AUGGAAGAGAAAUUAAUUGAAAAGCCAAAAUGGGAGUUCAAAACCUCUGCAGGCCUUGCAACUGCAACAGUAGAACAAGUUUGGCCAUUGCUGGAGGACUUCUGCAACCUACACAAAUGGCUUCCCGAAACACUUCAUGAGUGCUACCGUGUGGGGGGGAUCCUCGGUCAGCGGCCUGGCUUGACCCGCUACUGCACCUUCUCAAGAACAUUACCAUCAUCAGAUGGCCACGAGGCCGUAACGCAGACGGUGUAUGCCAACGACAGGCUGCUCUCGAUCGAUCCCAUCAAACGGUGUUUUAGCUAUGAGAUGUUGGACAAUAACAUGGGCAUGAAGACGUACGUCGCGACGUUGAGACUGUUGCCCAUCAAUGAUGAUGAUGAUGAUGAUGAUGGCAAGUUGCAUGCAUGUGGGUGCAAGAUCGAGUGGUCAUUCGUGUGUGAUCCCAUGGAAGGGUGGUCCUUUGAAGAUUUUUCCUCUUUUAUUGCGGCUAGUCUGCAAACCAUCGCUAAGAACAUGGAAGAUGCCACGUCACUGAGCUCCUAG
Messenger RNA from Juglans microcarpa x Juglans regia, 546 nucleotides. RefSeq names its product lachrymatory-factor synthase-like. The record is from RefSeq and is a predicted model, not a curated record. Bases 1 to 546 code for a protein of 181 amino acids. Lineage: Eukaryota; Viridiplantae; Streptophyta; Magnoliopsida; Fagales; Juglandaceae. The transcript has a single exon.